Acanthoscelides obtectus is the source of this 424-nucleotide messenger RNA. The record is from the annotation of a GenBank genome assembly. NCBI's taxonomy places the organism in Eukaryota, Metazoa, Arthropoda, Insecta, Coleoptera, Chrysomelidae.
AGGACUAUUUAUGUUUCGAUUAGGUAUUUGUGGCCAUCUUAUACCCAUAGUGAAGAUGUACUCAAACAAAAAAUAUGCCUUCAGUUAUUAGCAUUACCUACUUAUCUAAGGGUUUUUAAAUUUGUCUAGCAAAUAACUAUUAUUUCUUUGUAGAUACAAAUAACAUGAAACUGUUCUACUUCCUUUUCGUGGUCAUCAUGGUCGUCCUGGGACUGCAGACACAAGUAGCUCAAGCUUGCAUUCCAAAUGGUGGAGUAUGUCAAGCUAACGGCAGCGCCGGAAACUGUUGCUCCGGGAACUGCUACCAACAGGCUGGAUGGGCGAAUGGUAACUGCAGAUAGACGGUCCAAUCAACUGUACUAUCAACUUCACAAAACAAUUUCCUAUUUUGUCUCAAUGUGAAAUAAAUAAUGUUAUACGCUAA